AUGGCGGACAAAGAUGAAGAAUCUUCCUCAGAUUACAUGGUUUGUGAUUCGAUUUCCAGGCUAAUUCCAAAGGGGUUUAUGAUGUCGAACUCUACAGAUGAAGUAGUUCUUUUUGUAAAUGCUGGAGCCAAAACCAUAGUGGAACUGGAUUCGAAUAUGAACUUUGUGGCGGAUAAGUUUUUUGAAGGGGGCGACGUAUUUGAAACGAAUGAGUGUAUAACUGAGGGUGGUGAUGUUUCUUUCAUUUACCGCACAGCGAGACUAGGGAAUUUUCAGUAUAGGUUUGACAAUCUGCCAGAGGGAGAUUACUAUGUUGAUCUUCACUUUGUUGAGAUGAUAAACACAUUUGGUCCGAAAGGGUUGAGAGUUUUCAAUGUAUAUUUGCAGGAAGAGAAGGUUCUUGCAGAUUUUGACAUCUUCUCCGUAGUCGGAGCCAAUAGACCAUUGCAGCUAGUUGACUCGAGAGUCUCUGUCAAGAUSGGCGAGGCGAUUGUAAUUAGGUUUGAAGGGAUCACUGGUAGCCCUUUGGUCAGUGGAAUCUGCAUAAGAAGAGCUCCUAAACUUCCUGAUGAUGAUGUAAUACAUGAUUUUCUAAGAUGUCAAAACUGUGCUGCUGAUAUAGAAGUCCCUUCAGUUCAGAAGAAAGUAAUGCGAAAGAAAUCAAUAGAGAAGUAUGAGAAGAGGAUACAAGAGUUGACUAGUCAGUGUCAGCGUAAGACCGAUGAAUGUUAUCAAGCUUGGAUGUCUUUGACUGCAGCAAACGAGCAGCUGGAGAAGGUCCGCAUGGAACUUGACAAUAGGUUGUUCCAGACAUCUUCUCUUGACCAAAAGAUGGAGAAACAAUMUGAACAGUUGAAGGACUUGUCAAGUAGAUAUGAACAUGACAGGAAGAUCUGGGUUGCUGCAGUCAAGGAAUUAUCACACAGAAUAAUGGUCUUGAAACAAGACCACUCCCAGCUCUCUCUUCAAGCACACCAAUGCGCUGACACAGUUCCUGAUCUAAAUAAUAUGGUUUCUGCAGUUCAAGCAUUGGUUGCGCAGUGUGAGGAUCUUAAAAUGAAGUACAAUGAAGAACAAGCAAAGAGAAGAAAGYUUCAUAAUCAAAUUGAGGAUGCGAAAGGAAAUAUAAGGGUGUUUUGCCGUUGUCGUCCACUAAGCAAAACAGAAGCUUCAGCUGGGUGCUCAACAGUUGUAGACUUUGAUGCAGCAGCGAAUGGAGAACUUGGGGUUCUAAAUAGCGGUUCCACYAAGAAGACCUUCAGAUUUGAUAGGGUCUUUACACCGAGUGACCAUCAAGUUGAUGUUUUUGCACAUGCUUCACCGCUGGUAACUUCAGUUUUGGAUGGGUACAAUGUAUGCAUAUUUGCAUAUGGGCAAACGGGAACGGGAAAGACAUUCACCAUGGAGGGUACAGAGGGAAAUCGAGGGGUGAAUUACAGGACACUUGAAGAGUUGUUUAAAAUUUCGAAAGAGAGAUCUGACACUUUUACCUACAAUAUAUCAGUUAGUGUGCUUGAAGUCUACAAUGAACAAAUAAGGGAUCUUCUGGCAACACCAUCAUCAUCCUCCAAGAAGCUGGAAAUAAAACAAGCUUCUGAAGGUUUUCAUAAUAUUCCUGGGCUAGUUGAAGCAAAAGUUGAAAAUAUWAAGGAAGUCUGGAAUGUACUGCAAGCCGGAAGCAGUGCUCGAGUUGUUGGAUCCAAUAACGUGAACGAGCAUAGCAGCCGUUCUCAUUGCAUGCUUUCUAUUAUGGUAAGAGCACAGAACUUGUUAAACGGUGAGUGCACCAAGAGCAAGCUAUGGCUUGUGGAUUUGGCAGGUAGCGAGAGACUUGCAAAGACGGAUGCUCAAGGCGAACGUCUCAAGGAGGCUCAAAACAUCAAUCGAUCUCUUUCUGCUCUCGGAGAUGUUAUAUCUGCUUUAGCAAAUAAAAGCAGUCACAUUCCGUACAGGAAUUCAAAGCUCACACAUUUACUUCAGGAUUCAUUAGGGGGUGACUCAAAAACAUUAAUGUUUGUGCAAAUUAGUCCAUCAGAACACGAUGUGAGCGAGACUUUGAGUUCAUUGAACUUUGCAACGAGGGUCAGAGGAGUUGAGUUAGGUCCUGCUAAAAAGCAAAUUGAUACGGGUGAGCUUCAGAAAUUGAAAACGAUGCUUGAUAAAGCAAAGCAAGAAUCACGUCUCAAAGACGAGUCGUUGAGGAAGUUAGAAGAAAGUUUACAGAACAUAGAAAGCAAGAGUAGAGGAAAAGAUCAAAUGCAUAAAAACCAGCUCGAAAAGAUUAAAGAACUUGAGGGCCAGGUUGAGUUGAAAACAGGAUUACACUCUCAGUUAGAAAAACAAGUUCAACAUCUUUCUGAAAAGUUGAGGGCGAAAGAAGAAUUCAACAGCGGGCUCCAACAAAAGGUCAAGGAGCUCGAGAACAAGCUUACAGAGAAAGAAUCAGGUGUUGGAACGUACCAACAGAAGGUCAGGGACCUUGAAGAGAAAUUGAAAGCGCAAGUCAAAGAGUCAACAUCCUGCUCCGCGACCCUUCAAGCUAAGAUCGAGGAACUUGAAAGGAAACUGAAAGAACAGGAACAAAAUUCUGAUACAACCUCACUCCAUAUGAAGAUUAAGGAGCUUGAGAAGAAGCUUAAAGAUCAAGAAAGGCGAAUGUCUAUUGCUACGAUUGCAGAUUCCUCUAGUUCCAUGAGAUCGACACCCCGUGAAGAAUGCAAAUUCGUUGGUGAGGCCGAACAACAUAUUUUAAGGAGUUCAAAUCUAAUGAACCGGCAAACGGCUGCUAGCCAUAAUCGGUCAAAGAGAAACGACUCUCUUGGUAGCUAUGGGGGUGAACUGCGAAGAAAGAGGUUGUCAAGAAAUAGCGAAGUAGAAAAUGUUGAUGUUCCUUCAACUUUUAACAACGACAACAAGUCGAGGAAGUCUGACCCACCUAAACCACACCACAGAGGCUCAACAAGAGUGGUUAAACCAGCAGCACCAGUAACUCAGAGACCGGUUCAUAUUAGUAGACCAACUCAAGGAGUCAAAGAUCGAGAGAGUAAGAAAAGGAUGUGGGCUUGAACUUGUUGAAUGCCAUGUGCAAAAAGGUUCAUGAUUUACGUAAUUCUGUUUUUAUCUUGUUUGAUAGAUCGUGAACCCAGAAUGCAAGCCGAUUUGCAUUGAUUAAUGAUUCCUAUUUACAGCAAUUAUGGCAUAAACUAGAAUAAGUUUUUAACUUUAUGGCUCUUUUCUUUUUGUUGAUAGUGGUGUGAAAGUCAAGAACCUGGGAACGCUCGUAGGAACGCCCAUAGGACGUCAUAUGU
Molecule: messenger RNA, 3308 nt
Organism: Cynara cardunculus var. scolymus (artichoke)
Lineage: Eukaryota; Viridiplantae; Streptophyta; Magnoliopsida; Asterales; Asteraceae
Product: kinesin-like protein KIN-14R
Biological process (GO): microtubule-based movement
Molecular function (GO): ATP binding; microtubule motor activity; microtubule binding
Source: RefSeq, a predicted model, not a curated record